Molecule: messenger RNA, 926 nt
Organism: Nezara viridula (southern green stink bug)
Lineage: Eukaryota; Metazoa; Arthropoda; Insecta; Hemiptera; Pentatomidae
Source: the annotation of a GenBank genome assembly
UUGGAAACGAUCAUGCGUUCACCCUGACCUCUAUGUAGUCUUUAGCUUCGCCACAUUGCUAGGGACGGUGCGGUUCUUCGUUGAAUUGUGUAGUUUGUUUCUUGGGUUUUAUAUCUUGUCUUAACAGAAUAUUCACAACCGUUGUAAACAAAUAUGGCCCCAAGAGGAAAUAAUAUGAUCCCUAAUGGCCAUUUCCAUAAGGAUUGGCAAAGAUUUAUCAAGACCUGGUUUAAUCAACCUGCUCGCAAGUAUCGCCGAAGAAUAAAGAGGGUCAAGAAAGCUAGGGCCUUGGCUCCAAGACCAGCAACUUUACUGCGUCCUGCUGUUAGGUGCCCUACUGUGCGAUACCACACAAAAUUGAGGGCUGGCAGAGGCUUCACAUUAGAAGAAAUUAAGAGGGUUGGAUUGUGCCCUGGAUUUGCGAGAUCUAUCGGGAUUGCUGUCGAUCACAGGAGAAGGAACAAGUCAGUCGAGUCUUUACAAUUAAAUGUACAACGUCUGAAGGAGUAUCAAGCUAAGCUAAUCUUGUUCCCAACCAAGAAGAGCAAGAAGGUGAAGAAGGGAGAGGCUUCGGCCGAAGAACAAGCUUUAGCUACCCAGGUAUCUUCACCUGUGAUGCCGAUCAAGCAAACCGUUGUAAAAUAUAAAGCCAGAACUAUUACUCCUGAGGAUAAGAGCUUCUCUGCUUAUGGAGCUUUAAGAAAGGCAAGGGCUGAUGUGAGACUUGUUGGAAUCAGAGCUAAAAGGCUAAAGGAAGCAGCUGAUAACCCUGAAACUGUUGAGAAGGCUGCUAAACAGAAGAAAGUUAAAGCAAAAUAAAUAUUGUAAAUAAAUUUUUUUGAUUAUUCUUCAUUUUGUUUUUAUUUUCAAACAACGUAAGCUGUAGGUGUCCAAGUUUCAUAUAAUAAAAUAUCUCUGAAAAGUUU